AUGAGCAUUGAUAUAUUUGGACGAUCGUUGAAAAAUGGUGUUGGAGUCAGCGGACCACCAGGACCACGUGGACAAGGUUUCAAAAUAACUACUGAUGGACAAUAUGAUAUAGAGAGUAGGAGACUGUGUAAUGUUGAUAAUCCUAUAAGUGUUAAUGAUGCAGCAACUGUACAAUUUGUUCAAAAAGAACUGUCUGUAAUGUAUAACAGUUUCAUGACAGAACAAUCAGAAGUCAUUUCACAUUUGCACUCCCAAGUGUUUGCGUGGACAGUUCCAAUCAAAAGGAAGACAGGUGUUGAAGUCACCAGUGCUAUGAAGUCUGUGCUUGAGCAGGGAAGAGUUCCCAAAAAUUUACAUGUUGAUCAGGGUAAAGAGUUUUACAAUACAGAAUUUAAAAAGCUCAUGAAACGUCACGACAUCAAUUUAUAUUCAACAUAUUCAAACAUGAAAGCGAGUAUAGUUGAGAGAUUCAAUCGAACCUUAAAAACUAAAAUGUGGCGAGAAUUCUCAGCUCGUGGAAGUUACAAAUGGAUUGAUAUGCUUGCUGAGUUGGUAAAUACUUACAAUAAUACUAAACAUCGCACAAUAAAAAUGAAACCUAUUGAUGUAACUAAGGCUCAGGAAUGGUCGUUGCUGGAAAAUAUUUAUAUGCCAAUGAAAUCUCAAUCAUCAAAGAGGAAAAAAAAUAGAUUCAAAGUUGGAGAUGUAGUUCGCAUAAGCAGGUACAAGCAUGUAUUUGAGAAAGGUUAUACACCAAACUGGACAACUGAACUAUUCACAGUUACAAAAGUGCGAAAUACGGAUCCGGUAACGUAUGAGCUGGAAGACUGGAUUGGUAUACCAAUUAAAGGUGGGUUUUACAACGAAGAACUCAGCAAAGCCAAGUACUCAGAUAUUUUCCUCGUUGAGAAAGUGUUAAAAAAACGUGGAAAUAAAUUGUAUGUGAAAUGGUUGGGCUUUGAUAGUAAACACAAUAGCUGGAUUGAUGAAACUGAUAUGUAA
Cotesia glomerata is the source of this 1002-nucleotide messenger RNA. RefSeq lists its product as uncharacterized. NCBI's taxonomy places the organism in Eukaryota, Metazoa, Arthropoda, Insecta, Hymenoptera, Braconidae. Gene Ontology annotation, molecular function: nucleic acid binding. Bases 1 to 1002 code for a protein of 333 amino acids. Gene Ontology annotation, biological process: DNA integration. The transcript has 2 exons. The record is from RefSeq and is a predicted model, not a curated record.